AUGGCCCGUCCAGUGCGCGAGACAAAUAUUCUAAAUGAAUUUUCCCACGGGAAUAAGGGCCGGCCCCUUGCCGUAGAAAUUACUGACGCCUAUGGACUGUGGGUAGUAAGGCGGAGAGUCAAUAUUACCCCACCAACUAUCGUAAUGGAGUUUGACCACGAACACUAUUUUUUGGACCAAUCCUCCGGGGUCUUAUCUCGAAAACCUGAACACGUUGCUCCUCGGAGCGCGGAGGAGAAAAACGCAGAGUCGAGCAGUGUUCUCGAAGCGCUUACAACCCAUGUUCAAGCUAGAAUGAAGGCUCUUGGGCUUGUGGAACAUUGGAUCCCAGAUUCAGAUGACGACGCACGUUGCAAUAUCUUCGUGAGUGAUCUUUCCGCUGCUACGAAGCUAAUUGUUAUAUUGCAGAACCAGGUUGGCUCGAAGCCAGGACUUUGGAGUCGAUCAUUGUGUUUGAUGAAAGGUUUGCGCGAUGGUAGCAUGCUCACCGCGAUUGAACAGGCCCUCCGGUCUGGUUAUGCUAUCGCUGUUCUCAAUCCCAACACAAAUUCGGUGGGUACUCCAGGGCGCAAACGACGUCCAAUCACAAACUCGUUCUCGCCUGAAGAUCACGUUCUCUAUGUAUGGGAUACAGUUAUUGCACCGACCUCAAACCUCGCUUCGAUCUAUCUCUUAACCAAUGGGAACGGAUCAUCGCUUGCGGUCGACAUUGACGCAGCUACAAAGGCAGCCUUGCGCGCAUUGACGCUAGCCUACGAGGGACACGACUCAGUACCAUAUCCGGUGCGGCUAAUGGGCGCUGAAGAGAAGCUCGGAUGUGCUUGUCUCUCUGUGGGGUCCGAAAUUGGCGCUGACGUGCUGGCGCCUAAUGUUGCGUCUUCUGUUGGGCGUUCACUUGAUAGUGUGAUGCGAUUUUUUGAAUUUGCGGCUAGCCCCCCACCAGCAGCUACAGAGCUCGGUGAAGCUUUUGCCGCUACUGAGGCUAAAGCUGCUGGCCUUGAAGCUGCCAACUCCCGUGUUCAGGGUGGCAAAGCUCGCAAUGCAGUCGCGAUUGUGCCUUCUACUCAAAACCAGAUCAAUCGGUCACUUGGCUUUAUUGGACGCUUGCUGUUUGGCACUCGUGCGCGCUGCGUUGCUUCCAAGAAAGCUGGUGUACAACACCACGUGGUGUCAAGCUCACUAUCUGUUUCGGAUUUUGACCUUUACGAUGCGUCCCGUGUUUUUGCCAUGAAGGUGCUGAAAAAAUCUGUCAUUGCUGCGAAGGGACAGGCAGAGCACACACGUUCAGAGCGUUCCAUUUUGUGUGAGAUUCGCCACCCAUAUAUAGUUCGACUCCGCUAUGCAUUCCAGUCAGAGGAGAAACUCUACCUUGCUGAACUUAUUCUCGCGCUUGACCACCUUCAUCAUUCGGGCAUCAUCUAUCGUGAUUUGAAGUUGGAAAAUAUCCUGAUGGACUAUCUUGGCCACGUUGCCCUCACCGACUUUGGUCUUUCUAAGGAGAAUGUGUUUAAUUCACAGCUCACCACAUUCUGUGGCACUGCGGAAUACAUCGCUCCCGAGCUCCUGAAGGGGCAGAAAUAUGGCGCCUCCGUCGACUGGUGGUCGUUUGGAAUCUUGCUAUAUGAAAUGAUGGGGUUUCGUACUCCAUUUUAUGAUAAAAAUCGUAAACUCAUGUUUCAUGGUAUCAUAAAUUUGGAGCCUAGUUUCCCGCCACACUUCACUUCUGCUAGCAAGUCAGUCCUAUCGAAGCUGCUCAAGAAGGAACCAGCCCAGCGCCUCGGCUCAAAUGGUGCUCAUGAAAUAAGAGAUUCGGAAUUUUUCUCUGUCAUUGAUUUUCAGCAGCUUUUUUCGCGUGAUAUCCAACCACCAUUUAAGCCAGAAGUCUCAAAUGAAGAGGACACCAAGUAUGUUCCCAAAAAUUAUCUUUCCGCAAAGCCAGAAGACUCAGGGGGGUUUCUGGGCGAGGUUCUGUCGCCGCCGCCGGCCGCGGGGCCGCGGCGGGUGAUCACACUCAGGCAGGAAGAUGGUGGCUGUGCCCAGGAAACUGAGGAGGAUAGGCGGAGGGGGGUGAUGAUCACACUCAAGGAGGAAGAUGGUGGCUGUGCUCAGGAAGCUGAGAAAGAGGUUUCUAGGGGCCCCUGCGCGACGGUGCGUGCCGCGGUCCCCGGCCACGUCCCCGGCCCGUGCCCGGCCCGUGCCCGGGGCCCGUGCCGAGUGCCGGGCCCGUGCCGGGCCGCGUGGCCCGUGCCCGGCCCGUGCCCGGGGGCCCGUGCCGAGUGCCGCGCCGCGUGCCGGGCCCGUGCCGGGCCGCGUGCCCGGAGCGCAUUUACCGUGCCGGAACCCCCGUGCCCGCCGUCCCCGGCCCCGGUCCCGGGGCCGGACCGUCGUGCAGGGGCCCCUCAAUUUCCAUGUGCCCAGCUGACGGAAGCCGAAGCAGAGAGUACACAGGGCGUCCUUGGGUUGGCUUCGAGAAAGCCCAACGGUGACAGAAAGGAUUGCAGCGGUUUGCAGCCUGUGCCACACAAUUUCAUGAUGCAGCUUGCGCAUGGUGGUUCAAUGAUGGAUAGUAUGGACAUCCCUUACUCAGACCAAAGUACCAUGAGUUUCGGGUGGUGCCGGAGUGUUAUCGAUGUCGCCAGAACGCAGAUAAGAUCCCGGGAACGAAGCGAAAAAUCCUCGAUGCGACAGUUCUGUGAGGAUUGCUACGAGAAAUACAAGGAGAAGCACAAGCUCUCUGAUAAGCGAGAGCGCAUCCUAGUGGCGGGGCAGGGCGUGGUAAAACAAACUCUGGAGCAUGGUGACGAGACCCACUAUCCAGAUGUCUUCGAUAAGGUGAGUAUUCUUUAUGAGAUGCGAAUCCUUGGGAAAACUGCCGUGGUGGACUCCACCGCAAUGCAGGGAGGACGGUCAAUAUGGUUCGAAAGUGGAUGUUCAGGACCUUGUCUUCAUGUUCAAAUUCUGUGUGCAAAUCGAGUCUACCAAGCUAGCAUUCUUGACGUUCCUGAUCCGUAUUGCGCUGUAUAUUGGGAGAACAGAUUUGUUGGGGCGACACAAGUGAUAGACGGGAACACGGAUCCGAUCUGGAGUGGUGAAACAUUCGUCGUUCCGCUUGAGAAUCCUGUUGCGAGGUGGGUUGAGCGUGCAGCGCUGCGUGGAAACAAACGUGAACAUGGAAACCCGAAAUAUGUCGAUCCCAUCCUCCGUCUUGAAAUGUAUGACUAUAAUACCAUUUUCAAAGAUGUCUUUGUGGGCCAAGUGUCCUUAUCCCCGAGGCAAAUUGUCAAAGUACUUGCAACUGGCGGGUCUGAGCCUAGAGUCUACCCAUUGCGCCCAAAGAUGCCAACCGGGACCAUGCGAAUUGCCAUCGGUCGGACCACUCAUUUGAAGACGGGCAUGACCCACAUCGUCAUCAAGGUCGAGAAUUGCAAGAAGCUUGCGCGUGCGGAUACAUUCUCGGAAAGUGACCCUUACCUCGCCGCCUUCUGGGAUGGCCAGCCUCUGGGUGAGUCCCCAGUGAUAUACGACUGUGCUGACCCAAAAUGGAACGAAUGUAUCUUCCACUUCCCUGUCUUUGAGGUGUCAAGGGUCCAACUUAGGGACGGCGAUGGCACGCGGGAUGCCCUCCGGCGUUCUGUUUCCGCCCCCAAAUCCUCUCAGGCUAUGGCUCAGAGCCUUGAUCGAAAGACGCUACUUAUUGAGGUUCGCGACUACGACCGUAUUGGCGAGCACAAAAUCCUCGGAGAGAUCGAGCUUAAUGGCGAGGCAAUCGCGCAGCUAGUGAAACGUUCGGAUGCUUCCUCAAAAAAUGCAGACCCGAAGAGUAUGAAGGGCAGCUUAUCUUCCAUUGUCGUAGCACGGGCCAAGUAUAGUCUGGACAUUGCUGCCGCUAGUGAUUGGCUGUUGAACAUUUUGAGCUGUGGUUUGUAUCGCACGUCAUCAGCCGAGUCCAGUUGGCGACCAGGCCGUCAGGAAAUUCCGCCUCGAGACGAAGUUUGAAGAGAGUCCAGACAAAGCCUGCUACCACAAAAACAGUCAGUGUCAAGCAGCUGAAAAAAAUGUGCUUCGCUCCGGCGCUUGACAUCCCACUUGUGCUAUCAGAAAAGCACAACGGAAGCAAGCGUGUCCAGGGCAGCAUUGGUUGUCGAUUCAUCUACCAUACACGCGGCAAAGUUCUUCGAGGUAUCGACGUCGGUGUCCAGCAAAUGUCACUGGGGGAGCGCGCCAAGCUCUCCAUGAGAUCAGACUACGCGUUUGACAUUGUGCGCCCUGGUCCCAAGCUGCACAAGGGCAGCGAACUCGAGGUUAUCAUUGACUUGGUCUCAAUAGCCGACCGGGGCAGUUGGAUCACCUAUUGUCAAAGAGCACUUAAUGGGCAAUACCGCAUUCACGAAAACAAAUUGUUGGUUGUAUGGGAACGAAUUGACACUGCGUUUCCACGCUUUGCUAGCUGCCUUGUGAGCCUCGUGAGCGUGCUACAUCAAUGCUAUGGCACAAUCCUCGCCAUGAUAUGUUUCAUUAUUUUUUGCCUCUGCAAAGCCUGCAUGAGGAUUGGUGAAAAGAAACGAAAGGAGAGGCGCGAGCACCGCAGAAGAGAGAGAGAAGCUGCAAUACUAGCGCGCGCAGAGUCGGGCAUCUCCUUUCUUCAGGGAGAUUCAGACGAAGAUACGCAAGUCGAAUCUAUCAGCGAUGGGGAGCCGGAUGGGGACAUGCACGUCGAUCUCAUGGAUGUGGACGAAGAGCUCACUGAGACAGAGAAGGCAGCGCGCCAUCGUCGUGAAAUUGGUGGUGCACGUGACAUGUUCUCAGGGAAGGAAAGGCACCAGCAGACCAACCCGCUAUCAGAAGGCCUUCGGUCGAAGAUCAAGCACAACGUCGACACUCCCAGACAGGGCCGGCGUCUAGACGACU
Molecule: messenger RNA, 4908 nt
Organism: Aureococcus anophagefferens
Lineage: Eukaryota; Pelagophyceae; Pelagomonadales; Pelagomonadaceae
Exons: 22
Coding region: 1-3996 (1331 amino acids)
Biological process (GO): protein phosphorylation
Molecular function (GO): ATP binding; protein serine/threonine kinase activity
Source: RefSeq, a predicted model, not a curated record